UCCCUCCCCUCCCCUCCCCUCCUCGCCGCGGCCCGGCAGCCGCUCGGCGCCCCGACCCGCCGGCGGGGGCGGUGGGGCGCGAUCCCGUGAUCCGCGGCCUCUUGCGAACGGGAAGGGAUCGCCCCGGGCAGCAGGGGGGCAGCCUUGUCACCUGUCCCAGGCGUGGGCGGCAGAGCUUUUUGCAGAGAGAAGAAAGAUGGAAAGUAAUGCAGUUUUACUGGAAUCCAAGUCCUCUCCUAUCAACCUUCUGAACGAAAUGCAUCAGCUGCGUCUCCUGGGCCACCUCUGCGACGUGACCGUCAGUGUGGAGUAUCAAGGUGUCAGGGCAGAGUUUGUUGCUCACAAGGCUGUGUUGGCAGCAACAAGCAAAUUUUUUAAGGAGGUGUUCCUUAAUGAGAAGGGCGUGGAUGGCCCAAGGACCAACGUGUUCUUGAAUGAGGUCCAGGUUGCUGACUUUGCUUCAUUUCUUGAGUUUGUCUAUACCUCUAAGGUAGAGGUGGAAGAAGACAGAGUGCAGCGCAUGCUAGAAAUAGCUGAAAAGCUGAAGUGCUUGGAUCUCUCUGAAACCUGCUUUCAGUUAAAGAAACAAAUGCUUGAAUCAGUGCUGUUGGAGUUGCAAAACUUCUCUGAAUCUCAGAACUCUGAGGAAGAGAGCACUACCCAGCCAAGUGUUUUGCUGGAGUCCAAAGCAGCUGCUGUGGCAGAAGCUGACCAGGCAGACUGUCCUCUGCAUCCUCUGGAUUCCCCAGUAGACAGGCCCAGCUGUGGAAUGUCUCCUGAGGUGCCGGCUACCAAAUCAAAAGAGAAAAUGGACAAAAAGAAGGAAAUUAUGAAGCCUCCUUAUGCCAAAAUCAGAAGGGCAAGUGGGAGACUGGCUGGGAGGAAAGUAUUUGUGGAAAUUCCAAAGAAGAAAUACACGAGGCGUCUGAGAGAGCAGCAGAAGAGUGCUGAGAUUGCUGUUGAAGGAAACAAAUACCCUCAAGAUCAAGAUAUGUGUGAUAUGGAGAGAGAGGAGGAGCAAGCAGAGAACAACAUCAAACCUGAGAGUGAGGAGUGUGAUGGCAACUUUGAAUCGGAAGAAAACCUGAAAAAAUCUGAAGAGGAUAAAAAGAAACGAGGCAGUAACUUCAAGUGUAGCACAUGUGAGAAGGAAUUCCUGUAUAAGAAAAGUUUUCUCAAGCACAUAAAACACAACCACGGCAUUGCAGCCGAAAUAGUUUAUCGUUGUGAAACCUGCAGUCAGACCUUUGCCAACCGGUGCAACCUAAAAAGCCAUCAGCGCCAUGUCCACAGCGGCGAGCGUCACUUCCCUUGUGAGCUCUGCGGUAAGAAGUUCAAGAGGAAGAAGGACGUCAAGAGGCACAUUCUCCAGGUUCAUGAGGGUGGUGGGGAGCGUCAUCAGUGCCAGCAGUGUGGAAAGGGGUUGAGCUCCAAAACUGCCUUGAGGCUCCAUGAAAGGACGCAUACAGGCGACAAGCCUUAUGGGUGCACAGAGUGUGAGGCUAAAUUUUCUCAGCCUUCUGCACUUAAAACACACAUGAGAAUCCAUACUGGUGAAAAACCUUUUGUCUGUGAUGAAUGUGGUGCCAGGUUCACUCAGAAUCACAUGCUUAUCUAUCACAAACGAUGUCACACAGGAGAAAGACCUUUUAUGUGUGAAACCUGCGGGAAGAGUUUUGCCUCUAAGGAGUACUUGAAGCACCAUAACAGAAUCCAUACUGGAUCUAAACCAUUCAAAUGUGAAGUUUGCUUCAGAACAUUUGCACAAAGGAACUCUCUUUACCAGCAUAUAAAAGUUCACACAGGCGAGCGGCCCUAUUGCUGUGACCAGUGUGGGAAGCAGUUCACACAGCUGAAUGCGCUGCAGCGUCACCAUCGAAUUCACACUGGGGAGAAACCCUUCAUGUGCAAUGCCUGUGGGCGAACUUUCACUGACAAGUCCACCCUCCGACGGCACACUUCGAUACACGAUAAAAACACACCCUGGAAGUCCUUCCUUGUCAUUGUUGAAGGAGCCUCUAAGAACGACGAAGGUCACAAAACAGAGCUUCCUGAUGAAGAAUAUGACAUGUCACCUAAAAUACCAGAGAAGCUGCUGUCUUUCUCUGAGAACGGCCACUAUCAGAACUUGACUGCUGUCCCGGGGAGCGUGGCCGCGCUGCAUGACAAUGGUUCUGCCACAGGAACAGACUGUAAGUCAGAUGGGACUCCGGGACCUCAGGAAGCCCUUAUAGCCACCACUUUGAGUGAGCUGACAGUGCUGCACACACAGACAGACUCUAUUCAGCCACAGCUUCAUGCUCUGGUGAAUAUGGAAUAGUGUGGUGUUUACAAAUCCAGUUUAAGCUGCACCCUUUGUAUAGUCCUUUGACUUUGCCAAUAACCUACUGAGGGAACAAUGAAGCAGGGGUAAACAUGAAAGACAUGCACUGGAUUUCCAGAAUUUCCUCAAAAAAUCGUUAUCCACCUUCAAUGUGUACAGCUCCAUCUCUGGAAGGCAGGGCAGAGUCUCACCAUGCCCGAGUGGUUGUAGAGGUGGCAGUAGUCCCCAUUAAGUUUAUUCCCUAUGCAUAAAAGCUUGCAGUUCAGCUUACUCUCUCGCUGGCCUGCAGUGAAAGUAAGUACCUACAUUCAGAUAGGUUAUAAAGAAGCUGUGAGUUUGAUUUCCGGUUGAUUUGAUGUCACAUGUACAAUCAAAAGAAAUUAUCUUGUGUUUCCCAGCCUCGUAGCCUAGUGAAAUUUUGUUUUCCCUAGUGGAAAUGGAUACAUAAAAUGUUUUACCAAAUUGCUUUUCAGGAAAUAUUGGUUUAUCUCUGCUUUUGCCAAAGAUCCGAGCAGUGAGCCAGCUCGCUCCUUUGGAAUGAGUGGGAGCAAGUUGCAGAAAAAUCUAGAGUUUCAUUCCAGGAGUUUUGAUUCUCCAGUAGUAAAAUGGGCAGUGGGAGCCAAGUGCUGUGUCUGCGCAGGUAGUUGUAUUAUUUUUACACUUCAGUGGAACUUGGUCACAUUCGGUCAGAGUUGUCAUCUUAUGGCUCCAGCUUUGUUUGUAAAACCACCUCUGAAAAGCAGUACUUCAGCUGUGCUGGAAAAGCUGGUGUAGGACAGCUUCUUGGCAUUGUCCUGCUAACUGGUACCUAUCCAAGCUGUUUUCUGUUCAUCUAGAUUAGUCAGUGAUGCUCUUCUCCACUGUAACUCAAACAUUGCUGUUGCUCUGAACUGCAAACCUGCUUUUAAAUUAAGUAAUAACUCCUGUGGGAAAAUUUAAUUACUGUUCUGCUGUCAGGUCGCUACAGCUAAUUCCACCAGUGCAAGAGUCUCCAGAGACAAAUUCACUUACGAACAGGAGGCAGUCAGGGUUCAUAUGACUGAUGGCAUAAAGAGAUGCAAAUAAGUGAAAAAUGUGUAGGGCUGUUCAAGGGAUUUAGGUCUUCACUUUUCAGACUGAAUACCUUGUCUGUAAGACCGUGCUGGGGCCUGAGUGGCAGUUCUGGUCUGUUUAAGAGUCCCCGUGAAGUUUUGAGGCAGGCCUUACAAAUGUAAGGGAUGAACAAAUUUACAGUUCAAAGGCUUUAACUGAUUAGUGUUUGCUGCUGAAUUUUAGUAAGUAACCCUGGCAAUGCGCCUUUUUUUGGUUUGUUUUAAAUAAGAAAAUGUGACAAAGUGAGCAGAGGGAUCAAGGGUCCCCAGUAUUAUCACUGUUCAGCCCACGUUCCAGAGCUGGAGCUUCACACAGUCUGCUCCAACACCCACUGGGUUUGGAUCCCAGCACCACCCAUCACUAUGGGAAUCAUGCUUCUCUUUGGGCAUUUCUUACCAAGACAGCCAGAUCUUUCCUUGAUGUCUCCUCCCCUUCCCCAGGGGGUACAUCCCCUUGUUCUCUCCCCAGUCAUGUCCAGUAGCUGGGAAAGCUGUUGCAUAGGGAAACCUGAGAGAGUUUCUGUCCAGGGUAAACAUUUUGUGUGUUUCCUUUGCUAACACCACAGCUGGGCUGGCAUGAGAAAGUUAAGUUGGUUGACCUCACAUUAACCUCACAGGAAUGCUUGGGAGGAUUUGGAAUAGUUUCCCUGUGCAGGGAAAAAAACCUUUGAAGUAGUCGCCACUGACA
Molecule: messenger RNA, 4102 nt
Organism: Cuculus canorus (common cuckoo)
Lineage: Eukaryota; Metazoa; Chordata; Aves; Cuculiformes; Cuculidae
Gene: GZF1
Product: GDNF inducible zinc finger protein 1
Exons: 6
Coding region: 197-2320 (707 amino acids)
Biological process (GO): regulation of transcription by RNA polymerase II
Molecular function (GO): RNA polymerase II cis-regulatory region sequence-specific DNA binding; DNA-binding transcription factor activity; protein binding
Source: RefSeq, a predicted model, not a curated record